AUGGCGAUGUUUGGGAUGUCGGAUGACAUGAAGGCGCAAUUGAUCCAGGAGAUCCAAAAAAGGCCUUUAAUAUGGAAAGUGUCUGACCCGAAAUAUACUGAUGUUCCUUCUCGUUGGCUUGCGUUUGAAGAAAUCGCACACGAACUUAGUGAUUCGUAUAUGACAUUUUCAAGCGACAUGAUAAAAAUUGCUUGGAAAAAUAUGAUGGAUUAUUACAACCAGAUAAGAAGAAGGCACGAUCGCGCAAUGAUUGCUGGGACUCCAUUUACAAAACCAAAAUGGCAGUUUUAUGAAAUAAUGCAUUUUGUCAGGCAAGACAAACCAGCUGUUAAAAGAAAAUACAACUGGAUUGAACCAUCGAAAAAAGAUUACGAAGAGGUAGUUGGGGAUCGAAACAUUGUUCGAGAAAAGACUUUGUGUGGGUCUGCGCCUUACAGUGAACCUCAUUCACGCUCUGUUGUAUCUGAAAAUAAUAGAGCGAGAAAUGCAAAAAGGCAGCAAGAAGACGUAAGUAAAUCGGUUCCUGCUAUAAAAGUUACUGAACGGGAAGGCAGUAGCAAAGGUACUCUUGGAUCAAGAAGUACGCCUCGCAGAGAAGGUUUGAGGCAAGCACCAAGGAAGUCAUUGUGGCUGGUAAAGAAGGAAUAUGUUACGGAUGAGGCUGAAGAGUGGGAUGCAGAACCAGCCCGAAAAGUAGCUAAACGUCCACAGUUAACUAGUUCGCCAGCCAAAUUGCAAAGAGGAAGGACCCAGUCUCACAAGAAUGAAACGGACAAUUUUUCACCCGUAUUAAAACAAGUCCCUCCAACAAAUGAAAUACUGAGCUCUAUUGAUGCCAACGCUACUGAACCGCUUUCUAAUAUGGAUUCAGCUCUUGCUUUUGGUCGUCAGUUAGUUGCCCGACUUAAUGCUUUACCUGCCAGUAAUUACCGCAGCGCCUGUAGAGAAAUUGAAAAGAUUGUAGCUAAGUUUGAAGCAUUAACCGACAAAACUAAAGGAAGAAAAGUUGUAGUAAACUAA
Molecule: messenger RNA, 1020 nt
Organism: Enterobius vermicularis (human pinworm)
Lineage: Eukaryota; Metazoa; Nematoda; Chromadorea; Rhabditida; Oxyuridae
Source: the annotation of a GenBank genome assembly